Sitophilus oryzae (rice weevil) is the source of this 2123-nucleotide messenger RNA. RefSeq lists its product as uncharacterized. Lineage: Eukaryota; Metazoa; Arthropoda; Insecta; Coleoptera; Curculionidae. Gene Ontology annotation, molecular function: RNA binding. The transcript is spliced from 5 exons. Gene Ontology annotation, biological process: box C/D snoRNP assembly. Gene Ontology annotation, cellular component: nucleus. The record is from RefSeq and is a predicted model, not a curated record. Bases 160 to 2040 code for a protein of 626 amino acids.
CAUUUUUUACGGUUGGUAAUUGGAGGUUGCGUGACCUCCCUGUUCCGGAGGAAAAAGACGCCAUCGUUUUGUUAAAUUUGUCCUUUGAAGUUUUCAAUUUUCCUUAUUAAUUAGGUACCGCGUUAGCGCAAAAGUGUAAAAAUUUUGUCGAACAAUAAAAUGGGAGCUCCUGCUGCACGUGGAAAACCGAAACGUGGCGGCGGUCGAGGAGGAAUGAAGAGAGGUGGCGGUCGAGCACUCAACGGUAACCCGGCUUUAUUUGGUGGAAUGCGAGGAAUGGGUCCUCCUAUGCGAGGAGGAAUCAGGCCGCCACCCAUGGGCCCCCCAGGUAUGAGACUACGACCUCUGCCAGGACCACCACCGCCGCCGCAUCACAGGAUGAUGGGGCCAGGACCUAGAGGUCUUCCACCACCAGGAAUGAGGCCUCCACCACCAGGAAUGAGACCGCCUCCACCCGGUAUGCGCCCGCCGCCGCCGCCAAUGAUGAUGCGUCCUCCCAUUCCGCCUCCGAUGCGCGGCGGUCCUUUUAGAGGAGGUCCGCGAAUGAAGGGUCGCUUUCCUCCUGAUAUGCGCGGCAUCAAACGAGGCAGGAUCGUCAAGAAAAACCGCACCAGCUUGAAAAAUAUCGAUCUGUUUAAACCCUGGGUCACGGAUGCGAUGCGGACCGAGUUUGCGAAAAAAGACGAACUUCUAGCACAAGCUAAACAGACUCAGAGCCUCGACGAUUGGAAGAAUUACCGAGAUCAGAGAGAAAAGUGCAGCAAGAUCUAUCAGGAAGGUCGAACUGCACAAGUAGGCCAGCAGGAGGAUUCAGAUACUGAUUGUGAAGAUUAUGUUCAUCCAGAAGAUGAAACUCUGUGGGAUGAAGAAUAUUACCAAGACCAAGAUAACUGGGAAGACCUGGAAGAGAUCUACUUGUCGUGUGACACAUGCGAACGAGAGUUCUUUUCUCAAGAGCAGUAUGACCAGCACAUGUCUGAGCAUCGGACUUGCAACUUGGACGGUUGUAAUUUUACUGCUCACGAGAAAAUUAUAGAGAAACAUAUCAGAAUGCAGCAUUCGACUGGUUUGUAUGAGAAAAUCCGAAACAUCAGUACGCCUGAAGAUAUAGCGAAGUGGAUUGAAGAAAGGAAGAAGAAAUAUCCAUCUAAAGAAAACAUAGAGCAAAGGUACAAGGAACAGGAAGAGCGGUUAAAGAAAGGAGUUCGAAUCCCAAAGAAAAAUAAUAGAUUUGGAAAAGACAAGUUUAGAUUGGAAAAAUCAAAACAAUCGUCAUCGUUAUCAACUCGCCUUCAGCAAAAUCGCCCGCCAAAGAGAAAGAAGAUACAGAAGCCUCAACCGAAGGUUUCCUUAAUAGACGAGAAGGAGGACUGGAAUGGCAACAUGUUUCCAUUUAGGGGAACUGCAGAAUUAUUUGGCAACACCGAACAAAAACAAGUUAGCGAUUUUGAGGAUGACGAAUGGAAAGAACACGAAGGAAUGAAAAAAGUGAAGUUAAACAAUGCUCUUGGGUCUUUAAUGGCAGCUUAUGGAUCUGACAGUGAAGAAGAGACAAUUAGCUGUCAGAAUAAAGUGGAAGUUACAAAAGAAGAUAAUAAGAAAGUUCCCAGUACAGUUAUUGAUUCUAAAUCUGAAAAACAAGAUGUAAAUAUUGAUAUGAAAGCAAACUGUUCAUUAAAUGAUAGUGAUAAUGAGGCACCUGAAGAGGUAAAGAUCAUUAGAAGUACUGAUGUUGAGGAAAAUAAGGAAGUGAUAAAAGUACCCAUUGAAAGCCAGGCAACUUCAAAUAGGCCCACGCAUAAAGGUAAAAGAAAACGUACCCAUCAACGUUCUCGAAAUUCGAAAAAAAGGAAUCUGUCAAAUCAAGAAACCCCAUCACAAAGUAUUCCUUCAACAGAUAAUUUUCCACAUAAUAGAUUUAGAAAACGGAAAGUGACUCUUUUAGAAAAACUUUUGGAAAAUGAAAUUAGAGAGGAAAGAAAUCUACUCCUUCAGUGCGUCAGGUAUGUCGUACAGAACGAUUUUUUUAAAAGUUCCUGAAAGUGUUUUUAAGCUUUAAGACCAUAUCUGUGAUGUGUUUGUAAAUAUUUAGUUUUUGUAUAAUGAUCAAUUGUGUUUUUUGA